Messenger RNA from Spinacia oleracea (spinach), 763 nucleotides. RefSeq lists its product as uncharacterized. NCBI's taxonomy places the organism in Eukaryota, Viridiplantae, Streptophyta, Magnoliopsida, Caryophyllales, Amaranthaceae. The transcript is spliced from 3 exons. The record is from RefSeq and is a predicted model, not a curated record. Bases 111 to 665 code for a protein of 184 amino acids.
AGAUCCCCGAGUCAGAAAUUUUCAGAAGCUUUCGGUGAUUUGUGUCUUUUCAGAAGUUCUCAGAAUCGGAAAAUAAAGCACGUAUUUACUUUUGGAACAACAUAGGUACGAUGAAUGAAAACCAAAUUGUUGUUAGGCAUGAAUCAGAAGGUGGCAAGACUCCCACAACGGGUGACGAAUCACAAGAUGUUAGUACGAUUACAAAGACCAUUAAAGGCCGUGGUCCGUCAAAAGGUGUUAAAAUCGCUAAGCCUAUGUUCCUUGAGUAUAAUGUAUAUAAUGUCCCCGAUGGACAAUGGUCUCAUGAAUACGGGAAGCAAGUUGGGAGUUGUGCUACUAGAAUUAAUAUUAACGUCCCAUUAUAUCCAAAGGUAGAUGAGCAAAUCAAGAAGGGGUUUUGGGAGGAGACUAAGCUUAUGUUCCACAUUACUGAUGAUUCUAAUCAUUCGAGGGAGAAAUAUUUUCAUUCUUGUGUGGCGAAACGAUUUAGUUGUUUCAAGAGCAAGUUGGUGCGCCGAUGGAUAACUAUGAAGGAAAAGAAGCCAAAAAAUCAAACAAACAAGAUGCCUUGGGAUGUCUACAACCAUAUCACAGAGGAUGAUUGGAAGACUUUUGUUAAACAUUAUUUCCUGCCAGAGUCAUUGGUAAUGAUAAUAUUUCUUUAACUUGUCCUUAAAGAGUUUUUCAUGUAGCAAACUGACAUUGGUUCUAGGACAAAAAGUUAUCAGAAAAAACAUUUAUUUCCAUCUUUUUAUGUUGUCUU